This is a messenger RNA of Symphalangus syndactylus (siamang), 1684 nucleotides long. It is a transcript of the gene B3GAT3, whose product is annotated as beta-1,3-glucuronyltransferase 3. Gene Ontology annotation, molecular function: galactosylgalactosylxylosylprotein 3-beta-glucuronosyltransferase activity. Gene Ontology annotation, biological process: carbohydrate metabolic process; chondroitin sulfate proteoglycan biosynthetic process. Gene Ontology annotation, cellular component: Golgi membrane. The record is from RefSeq and is a predicted model, not a curated record. Lineage: Eukaryota; Metazoa; Chordata; Mammalia; Primates; Hylobatidae.
AAGGGGGGCACAGAUGACCGGAAGCGUGCCCUGGCGGCGCUGCCAGCCCCAGUUGGGAGCUGGUAGGGAAGUGCGAGGAAGGCGGGACGCAGGGCGGAGCCGCUGCAGGGGCGGGGCCUGCGGGCAGGAGCUGGGGGUUGGGGCGGGAACCCCUAGUCCCCUCCAGACCCCGCCUGCUCAGGCGCGGGCGGCGGCGCGGCCAUGAAGCUGAAGCUGAAGAACGUGUUUCUCGCCUACUUCCUGGUGUCGAUCGCCGGCCUCCUCUACGCGCUGGUACAGCUCGCCACGGGAAUGGAUCGAACCCUGCCCCUUAUGCAAAGAUUUAGGGACAGUGCCACUGCGUUAUCCUCAGGCCAGCCAUGUGACUGCCUUCCUCCCCUGCGGGCAGCAGCCGAGCAGCUACGGCAGAAGGAUCUGAGGAUUUCCCAGCUGCAAGCGGAACUCCGACGGCCACCCCCUGCCCCUGCCCAGCCCCCUGAACCGGAGGCCCUGCCUACUAUCUAUGUUGUUACCCCCACCUAUGCCAGGCUGGUACAGAAGGCAGAGCUGGUACGGCUGUCCCAGACACUGAGCCUGGUGCCCCGGCUGCAUUGGCUGCUGGUCGAGGAUGCUGAGGGUCCCACCCCGCUGGUCUCAGGGCUGCUGGCUGCCUCUGGCCUCCUCUUCACACACCUGGUGGUUCUCACGCCCAAAGCGCAGCGGCUUAGGGAGGGCGAGCCUGGCUGGGUUCAUCCCCGUGGUGUCGAGCAGCGGAACAAGGCCCUGGACUGGCUCCGGGGCAGAGGGGGUGCUGUGGGUGGGGAGAAGGACCCACCACCACCAGGGACGCAAGGAGUCGUCUACUUUGCUGACGAUGACAACACCUACAGCCGAGAGCUGUUUGAGGAGAUGCGCUGGACCCGUGGUGUCUCAGUGUGGCCUGUGGGGCUGGUGGGCGGCCUGCGAUUCGAGGGCCCUCAGGUACAGGAUGGCCUGGUAGUGGGCUUCCACACAGCAUGGGAGCCCAACAGGCCCUUCCCUGUGGAUAUGGCCGGAUUUGCUGUGGCCCUGCCCUUGCUGUUAGCUAAGCCCAAUGCCCAGUUUGAUUCCACUGCUCCCCGGGGCCACCUGGAGAGCAGUCUUCUGAGCCACCUUGUGGAUCCCAAGGACCUGGAGCCACGGGCUGCCAACUGCACUCGGGUACUGGUGUGGCAUACACGGACAGAGAAGCCCAAGAUGAAGCAGGAGGAGCAGCUGCAGCGGCAGGGCCGGGGCUCAGACCCUGCAAUUGAGGUGUGAUGGCGGCCCCACCCCAACUACCACCUCUUUUCAGGCACAGACCUUGUGGGACUGGGCCCCAGGCCUGCCCAGGAUGUGGUUUUCCAAGUCCUGACCCCUUGGAGCCAGAAGUGGCCCCUCUGCCCCUCCAGGCCCAGGGCAUGGUCCUGCUGCUUCACCCCUCCCCCAGCCUGCCAUGUGGCACUGCCCACAGGCUGGGGACAAGCAGCCCUUGUAUUGAGCCAGGUUGGCCCGGUCUAGGGUGGAACAGAAGGACAGACGGACCCAGGAGGGAGGGCAGCUGAGUAACUGGGUAACUUAUUGGGGCUGGGCAUGCACUGGGGGGCUGGAGGAGCUGGGCUGGACCCUCCCCACCUGAGCAUGCUGACCCCCUUCCUACCUCCAGAAUAAAGAAUCUCAACCUGGA